Lacerta agilis (Sand lizard) is the source of this 11939-nucleotide messenger RNA. RefSeq names its product mucin 2, oligomeric mucus/gel-forming (gene MUC2). The record is from RefSeq and is a predicted model, not a curated record. Lineage: Eukaryota; Metazoa; Chordata; Lepidosauria; Squamata; Lacertidae. Bases 51 to 11738 code for a protein of 3895 amino acids. The transcript has 55 exons. Gene Ontology annotation, cellular component: extracellular matrix. Gene Ontology annotation, molecular function: protein binding.
UAUAUAAAGGAUGGCUAUAGAGGGACUUCUGUCCUUCCCUCUUAGCCACCAUGGGGCUAAGGCUUACCAGCCUUUUGACACUAUGGCUGGCCAUCUGCUAUGCAACUGAAGUUAGAAAAGGAAGAACUUCUAGCCAUGGCCACUAUGUCUGCAGUACUUGGGGGAACAACCACUUCAAAACUUUUGAUGGAGAUUUCUAUCAGUUUCCUGGUGUCUGUGAAUACAACUUUGUUUCUGACUGCCGUGAAUCUUACCAGGAGUUCUCUGUCCAUAUCCAGCGUGAGCUGAAUCAGCAAGGGCACCCUGACAUUCAAUAUGUCCUUAUCACAAUUAAGGAUGUUACAAUCUACCUCACUCACAAGAUGGUGGUGGUGGAUGGGCAAAUUGCAAGGACUCCAUACUAUCAUUCUGGUAUUCUGAUUGAGAAGAAUGAUAUGUAUACAAAACUCUAUGCCAGAGUGGGCCUAGUUUUGAUAUGGAACAGAGAAGAUGCUUUGAUGAUUGAACUGGACACCAAGUUUAACAACGGUACUUGUGGUCUUUGCGGGGAUUAUAACGGCCAGCAGGUUUACAAUGAAUUUCUCUCCAAUGGACUAAGCUACAAUCCAAUCACAUUUGGAAACCUACAGAAGAUUAAUAAACCCAAUACAGUAUGUGAAGACCCUGAUGAGACACAACCUAUUGAAUCUUGCAACCAACAUCGUGAGGAGUGUGAGAAGCUGCUGACUGCUCCGGCUUUUGCGGAUUGUCAGUCCCGCCUGAAUCUGGAACAGUAUAUCCAAGCCUGCAUGCAGGACAGAUGUGCUUGCCAGCACACCGAGGACUCCUUCUGCCUUUGCAGCACCAUCUCAGAGUUUUCCCGUCAGUGUUCCCAUGCUGGUGGCAAUCCUCAGAACUGGAGGACAUCACACCUGUGUCCUAAGUCAUGUCCUGGAAACAUGAUCUACCUGGAAAGUGGCUCACCCUGUAUGGACACCUGUUCACACCUGGGGAUCAGCAAACUAUGUGAAGAACACUACAUGGAUGGCUGUUUUUGCCCUGAAGGCACAGUAUAUGAUGAUAUCACUGGGAAAGGCUGUGUGGCCACGAGCCAGUGUUACUGCAAACUUCGUGGGCAAUUAUUUCCCCCUGGUAAAAACAUCACCAAUGACUGUGAAAGCUGCACCUGCCAAUCAGGUAGAUGGAUAUGCCAGGAUUUACCCUGUCCCAGUAAAUGUGCAGUGGAGGGAGGAUCUCACAUUACUACCUUUGAUGGAAAGAAGUACACCUUCCAUGGUGACUGCUACUAUGUGCUGAGCAAGAGCAUACAGAAUGACUCACAUGCCCUCUUGGGAGAACUAGGCCCAUGCGGUUCUACUGACAAGCAGACAUGCCUAAAGACGGUGGUACUGUUAAUAGACGAGAAGAAAAACGUCGUAGUUUUCAGAUCAGAUGGUACUGUAUUACUGAAUGAAAUAGAAAUUCAUUUGCCUCAUGUAACAGCCAGCUUCACAGUUUUCCAGCCGUCUUCAAACUACAUUAUUUUGCAGACAUCCUUCGGCCUCAGGCUGGAGAUCCAGCUGGUUCCAGUUAUGCAGCUCUUUGUCAUUGUGGACCAGACUGCCCAGGCAACUCUCCAAGGUCUUUGUGGGAAUUACAAUGGAAUAGAAGGAGAUGACUUCAAGACAUCAAGUGGAUUAGUAGAAGCAACAGGGGCUUCCUUUGCAAAUACGUGGAAAGCACAAGCCAGCUGCAGUGAUAAGUUGGAUAACUGGGACCACCCUUGUACUCUUAGCGUUGAGAAUGAAAAGUAUGCUGAACAUUGGUGCUCUUUGUUGAAAAGUACAGAAACUCCUUUUGCCAGAUGUCACUCAGUCAUUGAUCCAACAGAUUAUUAUAAGCGCUGCAAAUAUGAUACCUGUAAUUGUAAUGCCAACGAAGAAUGUAUGUGCGCUGCCCUAUCAUCGUACGCAAGAGCCUGUGCCUUCAAAGGGGUCAUGUUAUGGGGCUGGAGAAAGAAUGUCUGCAACAAAGAAGAAUCCUCUUGCCAAGCCAGCCAAGUCUUCCGUUACAAUCUGACCUGCCAGCAAACUUGCCGCUCUCUUUCUGAUGGUCAUAAGCACUGCUUGAAAGGCUUUACUCCAGUAGAUGGCUGUGGCUGCCCUGAUAAUUCCUAUAUGGAUGACAAUGGCAAAUGUGUGCCAAUUGCUCAGUGCCCGUGCUAUUACAAGGGUGUGCCCAUAAAUCCCGGAUAUGUUAUAAUGAAACAGGAUGAGCGCUGUGUUUGCAGACAUGGAAGAUUUCAAUGUGUGUCAGUGGACGUACCCCAUGAACGUAGGUGUAGAAUUUCAUGUUACAUUAUGACUUUUUCCAGUUUGAGUUAUCAUCUGUAUGAUUUUGAAGUUGUGCUUAAGAAAGCAAUUAUUUUGAAAUUGUGCUUAAGAAAGUGCUCACCCAACAUGACAUAUUUUGACUGCAACAAGUUUGACAGUUGGUCUUCCCAAACACCAGUGCAUCUUAGCUGCCAAACACUGGGAAACGAUCAGUUCCAGACAGAGUGUGUUUCAGGAUGUGUGUGCCCUGAUGGAUUGAUAGAUGAUGGCAGAGGGAGAUGUGUCCAAGAACAGGACUGCCCAUGCAUUCAUAACAAAGAUUUUUACUCCCCCGGAGAAACAGUAAAUGUGGACUGCAACACAUGUACUUGUCAAAGAGGAAGCUGGAACUGCACCACCAAUUCAUGCUUUGGGACAUGUACUGUUUAUGGGAGUGGCCAUUACAUCACAUUUGACGGAAAAUUCUAUGACUUUGAUGGCAACUGUGAAUAUGUGGCUAGUCAGGAUUACUGUGGAAACAGCAAUUUGGAGGGAACAUUUAGUGUCAUCACAGAGAAUGUCCCAUGUGGAACAACUGGAGUCACCUGUUCCAAGGCCAUUAAAGUUUUCCUUGGGAGCACUGAAAUAAAGUUGGAAGAUAAACAAAUAGAAACAAUUGAGAUGAAUACCACUAGCACUGUGACUUACUGGAUUCGUGAGCCAGUCGGGCUGUACAUUGUAAUAGAAACCAGCAAUGGUGUUGUUCUCAUCUGGGACAGGAAGACUACUAUUUUCAUCAAGCUGGCACCCUAUUUUAAAGGAAAAGUCUGUGGCUUAUGUGGCAACUUUGAUGGCAAGGCCAGUAAUGACUUCACUACAAGGGACAUGGUCCAAGAAAUGAGUGCACUGGCAUUUGGAAAUUCAUGGAAAAAGGAUACUGCAUGCCCUGAUGUUGAUGUAGACCCUGAGCCCUGUGAAAAGAAACCUCAUCGCAAAUCCUGGGCAGAGAAAGAAUGCAGCCUCAUCAAAAGUGUUGUGUUUGAAGAAUGUCAUUCAAAAGUGGCUCCAGAUCAGUACUAUGAAGCUUGUGUACAUGAUGCUUGUGCCUGUGACUCUGGAGGCGACUGUGAGUGCUUCUGUACUGCAGUGGCUGUCUAUGCACAAGAAUGCCUCAAAGCUGGAGCUUGUGUCUACUGGAGGACUCCUGACAUAUGCCCAAUCUUUUGUGAGUACUGGAAUCCUACAGAUAUAUGUGAAUGGCACUAUGAGCCUUGCGGAAGUGAUGUUCUUACCUGCAAGAUCCUUAAUCAAGUCAGCACCAACUUUUCAGUGCCAUACCUGGAAGGUUGCUACCCACGAUGUCGUCCAGAGACGCCUAUCUACAUUGAAGAGACUAACACAUGUGGGACAAGUGAUAUGUGUGGCUGCUAUAUUGACGGUGUUUACUAUAGACCUGGACAGCAAAUACCCACAGAUGAUCUGUGUACAAAUUGUUUCUGUGUUUAUGCUGGAAAAACGAAAUGUGAACCCCAAAGAGUUCUUGCAGCUCCGUGCUUAAUGCUUGCAUGUGAAUGGAGUAAAUGGUAUGAUGUCAGUGUACCCGAAGAAGGACCAGAAGGUGGUGACUUUGAGACAUAUGAUGCCAUAAGAAUUAAAGACGGAAGCGACUUUUGUCCAUCAGCUCCACAAAACAUACAGUGCAGGGCUAAAAAUGCACCUGAUACGGAUAUUGCAGAUUUGGAACAGAAAGUGGACUGUAAUGUCACUUAUGGGCUCAUUUGUAGAAACAAAGACCAGGAUCAGAGUCUCUGGACCCUCUGCUAUAAUUAUGAGAUACGCGUCAACUGUUGUAAAAUCGUUCCUUGUGGUGCUAUUAUAACCACUACUCCUACCACUACUCCCUCCACUACUACCACUACCACUACACCAACAACCACUACCCCUACGCCAUCUACCACCACAACUACCACUCCUACCACUACUCCUACCACUACUCCCUCCACCACUACCACUACCACUACACCAACUACCACUACCCCUACGCCAUCUACCACCACAACAACUACCACUCCUACCACUACUACUACUUCCACGCCGGCUACCACAACGCCAACAGGUAAUGCAUUAAAUGUUACUUUUUGUCCCCCCAAGGAAGUAUGUUCAUGGUCCGAGUGGAUUGAUGUCAGUUUCCCACAAUAUGGCCCACAGUAUGGUGACUAUGAAACCUAUGACAACAUCAGGGCAGCCAACAUAGAGAUCUGUACAAGGCCAGAAAACAUAUCGUGCAGAGCAGUGAAAUUUCCUGAUUACUCCCUCAAGAAAUUGGGACAAAAAGUGGAAUGUGAUGUUUCGACUGGACUUACUUGUCACAAUAAAGAUCAGGUCGUUGGGCCUGACACUGUGUACCCUGUAGAUAUGUGUCUCAACUAUGAGAUCAGUGUAUAUUGCUGCUAUACGGUACCUGAUUGCUCAACUACACCAUCAACCACAACUCCUACCACAACUACACCAACUACCACUACUCCAUCAACCACCACCACAACUACCACUCCUACCACUACUACUACUUCCACGCCGUCUACCACAACGCCAACAGAACCUUGUCCUGAGGUAUGCGAGUGGUCCGAGUGGAUUGAUGUCAGUUUCCCACAAUAUGGCCCACAGUAUGGUGACUAUGAAACCUAUGACAACAUCAGGGCAGCCAACAUAGAGAUCUGUACAAGGCCAGAAAACAUAUCGUGCAGAGCAGUGAAAUUUCCUGAUUACUCCCUCAAGAAAUUGGGACAAAAAGUGGAAUGUGAUGUUUCGACUGGACUUACUUGUCACAAUAGAGAUCAGGUUGUUGGGCCUGACUCUGUGUACCCUGUAGAUAUGUGUCUCAACUAUGAGAUCAGUGUAUAUUGCUGCAAAGUAAGAGAUAAUUGCACAACUACACCAUCAACCACAACUCCUACCACAACUCCUACCACAACUACACCAACUACCACUUCUACCACUACCUCUACUCCAUCAACCACCACCACAACUCCUACUACUACUUCCACACCAUCAACCACGACACCACCAACUACUACUCCUACCACCACAACACCACAUUGGAAUACCUCUACCACUACACCAACUAGCACUUCCACAACUACCACUUCUACCACUACCUCUACUCCAUCGACCACCACCACAACUCUUACUACUACUUCCACACCACCAACCACCACUCCUACUACUACUUCUACUCCAUCUACUACCACCACAGCUCCUACUACUACUACUUCCACACCAUCAACCACGACACCAACUACUACUCUUACCACCACAACACCACAUUGGGAUACCUCUACCACUACACCAACUACCACUUCUACCACUACCACAUCUACCACUACCUCAGCACCUACCACUACACCAACUACCACUCAUACUGCCACGACAUCCACCCCCACACCACCUACUACUACGCCAACUACCACUGCUACUACUACCUCCACUGCACCUACAACUACACCAACUACCACUCCAACCACUACAUCUACGGCAACAACCACUACGCCAACCACCACUCCAACCACCACCACUACUACAGCACCUUGUCCUGAGGUAUGUUCAUGGUCUGAUUGGAUUGAUGUCAGUUUCCCACAUUAUGGCCCACAGUAUGGUGACUAUGAAACCUAUGACAACAUCAGGGCAGCCAACAUAGAGAUCUGUACAAGGCCAGAAAACAUAUCGUGCAGAGCAGUGAAAUUUCCUGAUUACUCCCUCAAGAAAUUGGGACAAAAAGUGGAAUGUGAUGUUUCGACUGGACUUAUUUGUCACAAUAAAGAUCAGGUUGCUGGGCCUGACACUGUGUACCCUGUAGAUAUGUGUCUCAACUAUGAGAUCAGUGUAUAUUGCUGCUAUGUGGAUCCUGAUUGCUCAACUACACUAUCAACCACAACUCCAAGUACCACUACACCAACUACUACCACCACCACAAGUACAACUACCAUCACAACUCCAAGUACCACUACACCAACUACCACUAUCUCUACAACUACAGAGUGUGUCGUGUGUGAUUGGUCUUCUUGGAUUAAUACGGGUUCCCCAAGUGGUGACAAGGAUGGUGGUGACAAUGAAACUUAUGAGAAAAUCAGAGAAAAGGAACCAUCCACUGCUGUUACCACCACCAAGUUCUCAACUACUACACCCAUAUCAACCACGAGCAGCACUGAAUCCUCUACAACCACAACUACCACUACUACUCCCACUCCGAGUACAACGACGACGACACCGACACCACCAACCACCACCACCACCACUGAACCCACUACAACAACCACAAUUACCACUACUACUCCCACUCCGAGUACAACUACAACGACACAGACACCACCAACCACCACCACCAGCACUGAACCCCCUACAGUAACAACCACAACUACCACUACUACUCCCACUCCGAGUACAACUACAACAACACCCACACCACCAACCACCACCACCAGCACUGAACCCCCUACAGUAACAACCACAACUACCACUACUCCUCCCACUCCGAGUACAACUACAACACCACCCACACCACCAACCACCACCACCACUGAACCCACUACAACAACCACAACUACCACUACUACUCCCACUCCGAGUACAACUACAACAACACCCACACCACCAACCACCACCACCACUGAACCCACUACAACAACCACAACUACCACUACUACUCCCACUCCGAGUACAACUACAACAACACAGACACCACCAACCACCACCACCAGCACUGAACCCCCUACAGUAACAACCACAACUACCACUACUACUCCCACUCCGAGUACAACUACAACGACACAGACACCACCAACCACCACCACCACUGAACCCACUACAACAACCACAACUACCACUACUACUCCCACUCCGAGUACAACUACAACAACACCCACACCACCAACCACCACCACCACUGAACCCACUACAACAACCACAACUACCACUACUACUCCCACACCGAGUACAACUACAACAACACCGACACCACCAACCACCACCACCACUGAACCCACUACAACAACCACAACUACCACUACUACUCACACUCCGAGUACAACUACAACAACACCCACACCACCAACCACCACCACCACUGAACCCACUACAACAACCACAACUACCACUCCCACUCCGAGUACAACUACAACUACAACGACACAGACACCACCAACCACCACCACCAGCACUGAACCCCCUACAGUAACAACCACAACUACCACUACUACACCCACUCCAAGUACAACUACAACAACACCCACACCACCAACCACCACCACCACUGAACCCACUACAACAACCACAACUACCACUACUACUCCCACACCGAGUACAACUACAACAACACUGACACCACCAACCACCACCACCACUGAACCCACUACAACAACCACAACUACCACUACUACUCCCACUCCGAGUACAACUACAACAACACCCACACCACCAACCACCACCACCACUGAACCCACUACAACAACCACAAAUACCACUACUACUCCCACUCCGAGUACAACUACAACAACACCCACACCACCAACCACCACCACCAGCACUGAACCCCCUACAGUAACAACCACAACUACCACUACUACACCCACUCCAAGUACAACUACAACAACACCCACACCACCAACCACCACCACCACUGAACCCACUACAACAACCACAACUACCACUACUACUCCCACACCGAGUACAACUACAACAACACCGACACCACCAACCACCACCACCACUGAACCCACUACAACAACCACAACUACCACUACUACUCCCACUCCGAGUACAACUACAACAACACCCACACCACCAACCACCACCACCACUGAACCCACUACAACAACCACAACUACCACUCCCACUCCGAGUACAACUACAACGACACAGACACCACCAACCACCACCACCAGCACUGAACCCCCUACAGUAACAACCACAACUACCACUACUACACCCACUCCAAGUACAACUACAACAACACCCACACCACCAACCACCACCACCACUGAACCCACUACAACAACCACAACUACCACUACUACUCCCACACCGAGUACAACUACAACAACACCGACACCACCAACCACCACCACCACUGAACCCACCACAACUACCACUACUACUCCCACUCCGAGUACAACUACAACAACACCGACACCCCCCACAACAACCACAUCACCAACUACUGGCCCAACAACCACCACAACAUCUAAAACUACACUUACAACCCACUGCACCUGUUUAAUGAAUGGAAAUACAUUUUUUGAAGGUGAUAUAAUAGAACAGGGCGAGCACAGAGGCAUGUGCUAUCAGGCCAACUGCUCCUGGGGCUGUGAAGUAGUUUACAACUAUUGGCAUUGUACACCAACAACGACUACAACAGAGCCAACCACAACUACAACCACAACAGAGCCAACCACAACUACAACCACAACAGAGCCAACCACAACUACAACCACAACAGAGCCAACCACAACUACAACCACAACCACAACAGCACCAACCACAACUACAACCACAACAGAGCCAACCACAACUACAACCACAACAGAGCCAACCACAACUACAAAUAUAUCUAUAAAAACAGAAAAUCCUACUAGUACAACUCCAGGUUCUGGUUCACUGAUAUCCACACUCACACCCACGUCCACACCCACACCCACGUCCACACCCACGUCCACUUCCACGUCCACACCCACAAAAGGACCAUGCCCAUAUGAAAAUGGGACUAUUCUGGGUGAGUUACCACUGUUACUUGCUGUUGUCCAAACUAUAAAUUUGAAGAGAGAUAAUACCAAUGUCAUAUGUUUGGAUAUGAAUGUUGUUCUAUUUAAACUGUCAUGUAUUUUCUCACUGUCUUCUCAAAUACAGCCUGGAGAAUCUAUGUGGAUUUGUGACUGUGUCCAGGCCUUUUGCAUUUCAAACGACGAGUGGAUUUUAAAACCCAUAAAGUGCGAACCACCGCCUGAGCCCACAUGUUCCAAUGGGCUUGCUCCUGUCCGUGUGAUGGAUGAGAAUAAAUGCUGCUGGCACUGGGAAUGUGACUGCUACUGCACUGGCUGGGGAGACCCUCAUUAUAAGACCUUUGAUGGCCUCUACUACAGUUACCAAGGCAAUUGUACCUACACCCUGGUGGAAGAGAUUGAACAAACCAUCGACAACUUUGGAGUGUACAUUGAUAACUAUCACUGUGAUCCAAGGGAACCAGUGUCCUGUCCACGUACUCUCAUUAUAAAGCAUGAAACUCAGGAUAUACGCAUACACACUCUCUCAUCUGUUCCUAUCAAAAUAGAGGUACUCGUAAAUGGGAAGGUUGUGAAUUUACCUUACACAAAAUAUGGUGUCAAAAUUCAUCAGUUAGGUAUGAAUUACUUGGUGGAAAUUCCUGAAUCGAGGAUAAAUAUAACCUUCAACGGCAUAUCUUUCACUAUUCGGAUGCCCUAUGAACUAUUUGGCAACAACACCCAGGGCCAGUGUGGUACAUGCACCAAUAAUACAGCAGAUGACUGUCGGCUGCGCAAUGGAGAACUUGCAGAAAACUGUGUACAAAUGGCAGAUGACUGGUUUAUUACUGAUGACUCCAAACCCCAUUGCCCCCGAUUGCCCCCGAUUCAGGACACAACAGUCCCCCCGCCCUGCAAACCAUCUCCACUCUGUGAACUUUUACUUAAAGGUGAAUUUGAGAAGUGUCAUGAUGCUGUUGAUUAUGAAAACUACUAUGCAGCCUGCGUGUUUGAUAACUGCAGGCUUCCCAACCGUGGCAUGGAAUGUGCAAGUCUUCAGAUCUAUGCAUUAACCUGUGCAGACCAAGGUGUCUGCAUUGAUUGGAGAGGGCUUACCAAUGGCGCAUGUAGUGUCAGCUGCCCAUCUAACAAAGUUUACAAAGCAUGUGGUCCUUCUCAAGAGGAGACUUGCAAAUCAGGCUUAAUAGGAGUCAACCAAACCCAACAAAUUGAAGGCUGCUUCUGCCCUGAAGGGACAACACUUUAUGAUGCUGGUGUGGAUGUUUGUGUGAAAACCUGUGGAUGUGUUGGGCCAGAUAAUAUACCAAGGAAGUUUGGGGAGCAGUUUGAGUUUGACUGCAAGAAAUGCAGUUGCCUGGAAGGAGGCAGCGGUAUUACCUGUGAGCCCCUCAAAUGUCCAUCAGAUGAUGAUGAUGUCAGCUGUGAAGGAGAGGGAUUCUACACGAUCACUGAAGUCAACCCUGAUAACAAAUGCUGCUCUAAAACCACUUGUGUAUGCAAUGCCACUGACUGCACAACAGAGCCUCACGAAUGUCAGCCAGGGUUUGCGUUAGUUUCUGAAACUCCUGCAGGCUACUGCUGUCCUGUUUACCGAUGUGGUAAGUCUGUUUUAACAAAUUUUGAAAGGAUAAGCAUGACAUAUCACAUUCUGGUCCUAAGCAUGCUUAGAAGUGAAUCUGGCUGUUGUCAGUGGAAUUUACUUCCCAGUUGUAUCCUUAGCUUACGGUCUAAUGAAGCAGUAGCCAACCUGGUGCCCUCCAGAGGUUGUGAGACCAUGGCUCCUACCAUCCCUGACCACUGGCUGAAGCAUGAUCCCAAAGAUGUUUGUGUGGCUAACGGUAAUGAAUACACGCCUGGCUCUCAGAUCUUAGGAGAUAAGUGCCAGAAAUGUGUCUGCACAAAGGAAAAAGACAACAGUACUUCGCUGAAUUUGAUCAGUUGCAGCUACGUCCCAUGCACAGUGACGUGUGACCCAGGAUAUACUCUUUUUCAUCCAGAAGGUGAAUGUUGUGGGACGUGUGUGCAGACAAGCUGUGUUAUUCGAACACCUGAGAACGAUGUUUUAAUCUUAAGACCUGGUGAGCAACGGAGUGCUCCACACGACAACUGCACUGUUUACAGCUGUGUGAACAUAAAUAGGCAGCUGGUCUCCUCCACCUCUUCAAUAAGCUGUCCACCAUUUAACGAGCAGACCUGUCAGCCUGGCACCAUUGCGUAUUUGCCCAGUGGCUGCUGUAAAACUUGCAACCCCAAAGAUAACCCAGCACCAAUGCCACCAUGCUCUCUCUCUGAAACAAAGGACUAUAUCGUUCAUGAUGGUUGCCGUUCAGCAGACACAGUCACUGUGGCCCAGUGUGAAGGACAUUGUGGAACUUACUCAAUAUACUCUGCUGAAGCCAACUCCAUGGAACACAAGUGCACUUGCUGCAGGGAGUCAAAAGUAUCCCAAAAGGAGAUAACACUGCUGUGCCAGGACGGGAGGAACAAGAAACACAAGUACCUUCAGGUGGAAUCUUGCGAGUGCCUCAACACUGAUUGCAACAGUUCACACUCAUCAAACGAGUCCCAGAAGAGCACAGAAGAAAAUAGCAGGGAAGACUUCCAGGAAGAUGAACAGAAUGCCGUGGCUCGUAUCAGGAGGGCCAUUGGUUCGGUGAAGACAAGGAAGGGAAUAUAAUGAGCUAUAUCAACAGGUUACAAGUGAAAAGAAAAGUUAUACAGAGACAACCCAUGGUUUCAUUUUUCAAAAAUAAUUCUGUGCUUGCCCUUGCUUCCCACAGACCUCUUAAAUCUGUGCCCUCUUUGACUGUUUGCCCUUAUGAUCGCUUUAUUUAUUUGUGUUAAACAAAAAAACAAAAAAGUGCAAGUCAUUUUCCUC